Eurytemora carolleeae is the source of this 1669-nucleotide messenger RNA. RefSeq names its product CCR4-NOT transcription complex subunit 7. The coding region runs from base 16 to 1173 and encodes 385 amino acids. NCBI's taxonomy places the organism in Eukaryota, Metazoa, Arthropoda, Copepoda, Calanoida, Temoridae. Gene Ontology annotation, molecular function: poly(A)-specific ribonuclease activity; nucleic acid binding. The record is from RefSeq and is a predicted model, not a curated record. The transcript has a single exon. Gene Ontology annotation, cellular component: CCR4-NOT core complex; P-body; CCR4-NOT complex.
UCAUCCAAUAAGACGAUGUUAGACCACAAAACUGGGGAGAAGGGGACAGAACAAAGAAGACCUCUGCCAAGAGAGGACAACGCUGAAAUGCUGCUUGACUAUAAAGACCCAAUUAUGGUGAAAUCUAAUGUGAUAGAAAGCGACGAGGAGGAGACGAUUCAAAUCUUGGACAAGAGAAAAAACCAAACAAUUUCUGAAUACGAUAGUGAGUCCUCGUCAGAAAACGAGGAUGCCAUAUCGACGGGAGAGUGUAGUGAUAAGGAUCUAGAUCUCAGCAUUAUUGUUCCAGAAAUCCGAGAAGUCUGGAAUUACAACCUUUACGACGCGUUCUCGCAAAUAUGUCGACUUGUUGGCGAUUAUCCAUUUGUCGCCAUGGACACAGAAUUUCCGGGUAUUGUCGCCAAGCCCAUCGGAAAUUUUUCCACAAUGGACGAGUACAAGUAUCAACUAGUCAAAUGCAAUGUAGAUCUAUUAAAAAUGAUCCAGUUGGGUAUGACCCUGUUUGACGGAGAGGGUAAUCGGCCCCCUGGUGUGUGUACCUGGCAAUUUAACUUUAAAUUUUCUCUUAAUGACGAUCUGUACGCGGAGGAUUCCAUUGAUCUUCUGGUGAAUUCAGGAAUACAGUUCGAGCAACAUUCCACAGAGGGGAUUGAACCCGUUGCCUUUGCCGAGAUGUUGUUAAGCUCUGGACUUGUUCUCAUGGAUAAUGUAACCUGGUUAACCUUCCACAGUGCUUAUGACUUCGGGUACCUACUCAGCCAGUUAACCUGCCAGCAGCUUCCAGAAUCUGAGACUGAGUUUUUAGAAACCCUACGACUGUAUUUCCCUAACAUGUAUGACAUUAAAUACCUCAUGGCAUCUACUGAUAAUCUCAACGGUGGUUUGCAGAAGGUAGCGAACGAGCUCCGUGUGAAACGAAUUGGUUCCCAGCAUCAAGCAGGGUCAGACUCCCUGCUCACAGGGGAGGUCUUCUUCAAGAUGUACCAUGAUUACUUUAGUGAAGGACUGGAUGAUAUGAAGUAUAACGGAUAUAUUUGCGGACUGGGAGCAGGAGCUCCAAACUCCACAUCUACUCCCUCAAAGAUCCACAGGGAGCUGUUUGAUGAGACUGUGUGUAUGGAGUUGUCGGAGCUACAUGUCUCGAUUGCAACAUCACCUGUUCGAAACCAUUAACUUCGUAAACUCAGCGAUUCGAACUAUUUGCCAAGUUACUUAGUCUUUCAUUACCAUCAGCCGAGAUAUUGUCCAUGCAUUUUGUUGAUACAAAUUUUAAGUUAUUCUAUGUAUUGGGAAGUAUCCUUUUAGUCAAGCCAUGUUUAAUGCACACAUGAUGAAAAGUAUGGUCUGUGAUAAAACGACACGAUUUAACCAUUUUUGGAUAGAAUUCUACUUAAACCUGAGUUAAUGUACCUAUAUAAGUAUGAGUAUUCUGGACGCCCAGGAAGUCCCCAUUUAUCCUCCCUGAACAACCUCAACCCCUUCAGCUGGGACUUCCUGGUAUCUCUAAAUGUCUUGUUACAAAAAACGAAGAAAAUGAAUUAAAAAAGACGAAAAAGUUUCAUAUUUAAUGCUUCAAACGAAACUUGAUGCUGUGUUGCGCUAUUUGUCUUAAAUAGUAACUUUGUAGUUCGUAUAUUUGUUUGAUAAAUUAUAGAUUUAAUCUUGUGUA